UCAAGAGCCGCUGCUGGCCGGGCCCGGGCCAGUCGGGGGGCGUCGCAAUGCUGCUGCGUCUGCUGCUGGCCUGGGCAGCCUCGGUGCCCGCGCUGGGCCAGGCCCCCUGGGCCGCCGAGCCCCGGGCCACCUGCGGCCUCGGCCGCUGCUACGCUCUCUUCCCACGGCGCCGCACCUUCUUGGACGCCUGGCGGGCCUGUCGGGAGCUGGGGGGCGACCUGGCCACCCCUCGGACCCCGGAGGAGGCCCGGCAAGUGGACAGCCUGGUGGAAGGCAACCCAGCCGGUGGGCUGCUGUGGAUUGGGCUGCAACGCCAGCCCCGCCAGUGCCAGCCCCAGCGCCCGCUGCGCGGCUUCACCUGGACCACGGGGGACCAGGACACCGCCUUCACCAACUGGGCCCAGCCGGCUACCGGUGCCCCCUGCCCAGCCCAGCGCUGUGCCGCCUUAGAGGCCGUCGGCACACACCGCUGGGUGGAGGGCUCCUGCACACUGGCCGUGGAUGGCUACCUGUGCCAGUUUGGCUUUGAGGGCUCCUGCCCGGCGCUGCCCGAGGAGGAAGGCCAAGCCGGCCCUGCUGUCUACACCACGCCUUUCCACCUGGUCUCCACCCGCCUGGAGUGGCUGCCCUUUGGCUCAGUGGCAGCCGUGCCCUGCAGCGUGGGCAGCGAGGCCUCUCUGCUCUGCAUGAAGCAGCCCGACGGCAGUGUAGUCUGGUCUCGGGCUGGACCGCUGUGUCCACCCACCAGCUGUGACCACAACAACGGGGGCUGUGAGCACGAGUGUGUGGAGGAGCCGGGCGGCCUCCUGUCCUGCCGCUGUGCUGAGGGCUUCCGGCUGGCGGCGGACGGGCGCAGCUGCCAGGACCCCUGUGCCCAGGCCCCAUGUGAGCAGCAGUGUGAGCCCGGUGGGCCCCUGGGCUACCGUUGCCACUGCCGCCUAGGCUUCCGGCCAGCUGAGGAUGACCCGCACCACUGCGUGGAUACAGACGAGUGUCGCAUCCCUGGUGUGUGCCAGCAGAUGUGUGUCAACUACAUUGGCGGCUUUGAAUGCUACUGCAGCGAGGGCCAUGAGCUGGAGGCGGACGGUAUCAGCUGCAGCCCUGCAGGGGCCACAGGCUCCCGGGCUUCUCAGGGCCUGGAGGAGGAGGAGAAUGAGGAGGACGAGGAACAGGAGGAGAAGGAGGAGGAGGAGGAGGAGGAAGAGGAGGAGUCCUGGGAGAACUAUGCCCCCAGCUGGACAGAGGGGCCUGGGAUCCCGUGGAUGGAUGGCUCACAGACGUCGGACUUUGGCCUGGCCUCCAGACCUGGUUUCUCUGAGGACAGAGAGCUGCUGAUGUCCCACCUGGACCCCACAGGACCAUCCCCACUCAGUCCCCCCAGGGGACCCUACCACUCCGAAGUACUUUCUGUCACCAGGCCUGCUGUGGCUCUGGCCACACAUCCACCCUUGCUCCCUUCCCACUGGACCCCCAGAGUCCCUGCCCGUCACCCAGCCUUGCCUUCUGCCCACCAUCCCAUUGUCAUCUCAGCCACAGGGCCCCCCCUGGCUCCUGUCCACCGGACCCCCAGAGUCCCUGCCCGUCACCCAGCCUUGCAUUCUGCCCACCAGCCCAUUGUCAUCUCAGCCACAGGCCCCCCCCUGGCUCCUGCCCACCAGACUUCCAAGCUCCCCACCAUGGUGGUGCCCCCUAUCCACCAGGCCCCUAGCUCUCUGGAUCUGUCCUCCUCCCACCAGAGCCCCCUAAUCUCAACCAAAUCUCCUAGCCGGCCCCCUGCCCACCAUUCCCCCAUGUCCUCAGACACCCACAUGGCUAGAACCCAGUUCACCCCCAAUUUGCCUCCAAUCCCAGCUAACCACACCCCUCUAGUCACCACUGCCAAUGCCCACCAGCCCCCCACGGAGCCAGAGGACCCAGUCAUCCAAGCCUGGGCCCCCCACAUUCCCCUGUCCUCAACUGCCCAGCCUCCACUGACCACGACCUCCACAUUCCCAGCACCCUCUGGACAUGAGGUCUCCGUGCCUGCUGCCACCCAGUCUCCAGCAUCCCCCAACCCCUUGUCCUCUCAAAGCCCCACUAACCAGACCUCACCCAUCAGGACCACUCACUCCCAUCCCCGAGCCGCAGAUCCCACGCUAGCCCCUAGGCAGCUGACCCCAGAAGCCCCCACAGUGGUCCCCACAGCAGCCCCCACGGCCCUGGGCGAGGCCAGCCUGGCUGGCCGCAGCCGGAGAGAUGACCGGUGGCUACUGGUGGCACUCCUUGUGCCAACGUGCAUCUUCUUGGUGGUUCUGCUGGCGCUGGGCAUCGUGUACUGCACCCGCUGCGGCCCCCAUGCCCCGAACAAGCGCGUCACUGACUGCUACCGCUGGGUCACGCAGGCGGGCAGCAAGGGCCCCACGGACCCCACACCCCACAGGGGCAGCCUCACAGGGGUGCAGACCUGCAGAACCAGCGUGUGAUGACGUGCAGCCUCCUUCAGCAGUGUGGAGGAGAGGGGUGUGCAUUGGACACAAGCCAGGCUGCACCAGGGACCCAUGGGGGCUGCCCAGCUGGACAGAGGGUGUCCUGUUCCCCCAGGGCCAGCCAGGCUCCUCUGCUGGUCAGCCACCAGAUAUGACUUGUGGGAACUCUGCUGUCUGGCCCAGCAUCCACAACAGAGGAGAGGCCCCCAAGAUCUCAGGGGGUGGGUGCUAGGGUCUUCUCCAAUAAAGAGGUGUCAACCUCACCCAAAGCUC
Messenger RNA from Erinaceus europaeus (western European hedgehog), 2738 nucleotides. It is a transcript of the gene CD248, whose product is annotated as CD248 molecule. Gene Ontology annotation, molecular function: extracellular matrix binding; extracellular matrix protein binding; calcium ion binding. NCBI's taxonomy places the organism in Eukaryota, Metazoa, Chordata, Mammalia, Eulipotyphla, Erinaceidae. The coding region runs from base 48 to 2462 and encodes 804 amino acids. Gene Ontology annotation, cellular component: external side of plasma membrane; extracellular matrix. Gene Ontology annotation, biological process: cell migration. The transcript has a single exon. The record is from RefSeq and is a predicted model, not a curated record.